CGGAACAAGGGGUUAACUAAAUAAAUAGUGGGUUAAUAAACCCGGGGUUAACUCGUUAAAAUUUUAACCCCGAUCUUUUGUUGCACCAUUGAAAACUAACUUAGGGUUAGCUAACCCGACAGUUUUUUAUUUUAAGCAGGCAACAUUAUUACUUUUUCAAUCCGUUCUAUAAACCAGCCAAAUAUUAAAGAACGAAUGAUGAAUGGAAAUGUAUGUCUAUCUCUUUUACGCCACAACAUGGGGCGUAAUACUAUCUUUCUUUAAAGCAACACGGCAUGAUAUUUCGUCUAGGCGUAUUAUAUUUGUGUCAUGAGAUGCCGCUGUGUACUGUUUACUGUUUUUAUCAGCUCUGAUGACGAACGGUUGCACUCCUGCCUGUUUUCACAGUUUGUGUCUUGAAAGAAGAGCGUAAAAUGGACAACGAUAAAAAGCCACGUGUGCGUGCUCCGAACUUCACAAAAAGUGAUUUUCUACUUUUGUGUAGUACGGUGGAAAAACAUAAACAAGUAAUUGAAAAUAAGAAAACGGACGGAGCACAACUCCUUCUUAAACAAAAGGCUUGGCAAGAGGUCAUGAGGGAAUACAAUUCUUCCACGACCGGUUCUAGUCGAACGUUAGAAAGCCUUCAGCAAACGUAUAAAAACCUGAAGAAAAAGGCAAAAAAGACUGCCUCUGACAAGAAGAUGGGUAUUCCAGUGGAUAGCGCCACUUUGGUGCUAAACCUUGAAGAGUAUGGUAGUGACUGGGGCAAAGUUGCUGCAAAUACAGGUGCUAGCGAAACUUCGUGUUCGCAGCAUUAAAGAAAGAAGCAAGAAAAAGUGAUACAAAUUUGAAAAGAAAUAUUAUGGGUACAGGAGGUGGGCCACCACCUAACAUUGAAAAUGAUCCAGUUUUGGAAAAAGUCAGAAGUCCUUGCUGGACCGGUAAUGGACCUUGCUGAACCGGUGUUUACACAAUUUAUGACGGAGACCGCAGUCUUAUGGCAACCCAAAAUGUACCACCAAUAGAACUUCAGAACAUGAGAUCAGAUUCUACAUUAUUGGAUUCCUAUAUGCAAGAAACUGAAGAUAAUUAUGAUUGCCAGAACGAGACAUAUUUUGCUAAUGACAAAACAAAUACUAAGAAAAAAACACACAAUUUAUUGACUUCUUCUACAAUAACUGAUCCGGUUAUUCAAGAGAAUCCAGAUCAAGUUGAUUGCCAGGAUGAGACAUAUUUUACUAAUGACAGAGCGAAUUUGAAGAAAAAGCCACACCAUUUAUUGACUCGAAAACGGAAACCAGAUGCUCAAAAUAAACAGACUGUAGCUGACAAAUUUAAACUACUUGCUGCAGAAAAAGUUGAGUUACUGGAGCUGCAAAAGGAGUUGGUUAGGAGUCAAUUAGAUGAGCAACAAAAACAAGCAGAACAUAACCAGACAUUGAGAGAAAUGGAGGCAGAAGAUGCAAAAAAAAAAUACUUACAUAAUGAUAAACUUAGAGAAAUGGAGAUGGAGGAAAUGAAGAGGAGAUAUGUAUUUAAUGAAAAAAUGAGGCAAUAUUAAUCUCUAAUCGUCCAACUUUCAUACCUAUAUGAUCUAUAUGUGACUGUGCACGGGAAAACGUCCCACUUUGUCAAUUGCUAUAAAGCCGCACGCCGUUCUGACGUCAGGUUGGCGCGCAUAGCCGUGUAUCGCCCCAACGUGUGGGAACUCGAACUAUAGAGACAUUGAACCCCGCUCGGGAAGGUCAUUUCAAAUUAUUAUUGAAAUAAAAAAAAUAUUUGUUUUGAU
Molecule: messenger RNA, 1771 nt
Organism: Leguminivora glycinivorella
Lineage: Eukaryota; Metazoa; Arthropoda; Insecta; Lepidoptera; Tortricidae
Exons: 6
Coding region: 980-1543 (187 amino acids)
Source: RefSeq, a predicted model, not a curated record